Messenger RNA from Spirodela intermedia, 1043 nucleotides. The record is from the annotation of a GenBank genome assembly. NCBI's taxonomy places the organism in Eukaryota, Viridiplantae, Streptophyta, Magnoliopsida, Alismatales, Araceae.
AUGGAGAGGUGCGAGUCCCGCCUGGAGCUCACCAUGGCCGUACCGGGGAUGAGCUCCCCGUCUGGGUCUUCCAGUAAGUACCUGGCUUCCCCACCCUGUUAGGAGGAGCUUCCGUUUCUCCGCCGUUUUUCUCUGGUUCGGAUUUCUCAGAUUUGGGAUCAAAUCGUAUGGUGAUUGGUCGCCGGAUUUUCCGGUUUUGAUAUGCGAUGGUGUGGUGCAGACGGUGGCGGGUGCUACAAUAUGAAGAACCUGGACAUCAACCAGCCGCCCUCCGGGGUGGAGGAGUUCCUUAUGGGCGCCGUGGAGGACGACGACGACGGCACCGCCCACCGUCCGAAAAAGCUGCGGCUGACCAAGGAGCAGUCCCGCCUUCUCGAGGAGAGCUUCCGGCAGAACCAGACCCUGAACCCCGUAAGCCGCCACCUCCGUUUUCUUUUCCCUCUCCUUGUCUUCUUCCUCCUUCCUUCCUCUGCUCUCUGAUCCUACCUCUGCUUCCGCUUUCUGUCUCCGGGCGGGUUUUGGGUGGACGUGCAGAAGCAGAAGGAGACCUUGGCGUUCAAUCUGAAUCUGAAGCCCCGCCAGGUGGAGGUCUGGUUUCAGAACCGCCGCGCGAGGUGAUCUCCGCCCAUCUUCUUCUUCCUUCGCUUCACCGGUCGACUCUGAAAAUCUCCGCCGGAGCUGACGCCGCCACCGCACGCAGGACCAAGCUGAAGCAGACGGAGAUGGAGUGCGAGUACCUGCGACGGUGCUUCGGCUCGCUGACGGAGGAGAACCGCCGGCUGCAGCGGGAGGUGGAGCAGCUGCGGGCCCUGCGGGUGGCUCCCCCCACCGUCCUCUCCCCCCACACGCGGGAGCCCAUGCUGGCCUCCGCCCUCACCAUGUGCCCCCGCUGCGAGCGCGUCACCACCAGCGGCAGCGCUACCACCCCCAUCGCCGUCAGUGGCGGCGGCGCCGCCUCGGAGGCGCGCGCCAGGAGACCCGGCUUGCCGGGCUCCUUCACCAGAGACCCGAAACCGCUCCGCCAGCCCUCCGCCGCCUGCUAA